AAAUAUUUCCCCCAUAAACUAACCGCUGAUUGUUCAAAAGUUUUUGUAGUGAUACCGUACUAUAUAAAUAAAGUGUGAAAUGAUAAGAUGUGAUUGAAAAAUGGAAAUAAAAGUAGACGUGCACACAGUUCAUCCGACGUCAGCAAAAAAACGGCCACCUUCUGUACCUUGCAACUCGUGGGGCACGCCAGAAUCGACUUUAAAACACGCUAAGUCCCAAACGCCUCCAAGAGUCAGGUUAUUAAUUCCAAAUUCAAAAUGUGUACGAAAGGACUCAGGUACAAUACAAGAAUACGUGACGGAACUAGAAGAGUUCGACAAAAUAAAACCCAAGAAGAUUGAAGCCAAAGAAUCUAAUAAUGCAGUGGAGAAAGAAGAGAAAGUUGUAGAAACUCCUCAGAGUCCAGUUCCCUCUUCUCCAUCGAGGGACUAUAAAUGCAAGCGUUGGAGAUUGCCAACAUUCUGCGAUCCCUCCGUGACCAUAGAUCCUCAAGGUAAAGGCUACAUAACAUGGUUACUCCUGGUAACAUGCUGCUACAGCUUCAAUGCUUGGUGCAUAGCUCUCCGCGCCACAUUUCCCUACCAGACACCUGAAAACACGCCGAUAUGGAUGACGGCAGACUUCUUCUGUGACAUAGUAUAUGUGCUUGACGUGGUGUUUGUGAAACCGAGGCUCAUGUUCCUGCAGGAAGGCUUCUGGGUGGACGAUCACCAGGAAACCAGGAAAAAUUAUAAAAGGAAAUUGCAGUACAAGUUCGAUGUCGUAUCGCUCUUGCCGUUGGAGAUAUUGUAUUUUUAUUUUGGCACCCAAAAAGUGAUCUUGCGGUUUCCGAGGCUACUUAAAUUGCAGACAUUUUGGGAGUUCCAUCAAGCUAUGGACCGUAUUUUGUCGUCCCCUUAUGUGGUUCGUAUCGGCAAGAUGUUGUUCUACAUCUUUUACCUGAUCCACUUGAACGCAUGCGCGUACUAUGCCUUGAGUGAUCAUAUCGGCCUUGGCAGCAACGGAUGGGUCUACGACAACCAAGGCAACGCGUAUAUCCGCUGUUUCUACUUCGCUACUAAAACCGCUACGUCCGUUGGCAAGACUCCAAAACCUGAGAAUGCAAAACAAUUUAUGUACAUGACAGUCGCUUGGCUCAUGGGCGUAUUCGUCUUCGCAGUGCUAAUUGGUCAGAUUCGGGACAUUAUCGCCACGGCUAGUCGAGCUAAGACUGAAUACCGUAAAACGAUGGACGGAUGCACGCGUUACAUGCGUAAACUGAACAUGCCGGCGUCACUUCAACGCCGCGUCAUGUGCUGGUUCAACUACACGUGGAACCAGCAGCGAUGCUUCGAUGAAUCAAAAAUACUCAACUCGCUACCUUCAAACAUGAAACAAGAUGUAGCACUAGAAGUUCACAUGAGAACUUUGAGCAAAGUGCAACUGUUCCAAGACUGUUCAGCGUCGCUCCUCCGAGACUUGGUGCUACAACUUCGCCCCGUGUCCUGCCUACCUGGCGACGUGGUGGUGCGACGCGGAGAAGUCGGUCACCAGAUGUACAUCAUCAAGUGUGGGAAGUGUUGUGUUAUGUCGCAAGAUGAGAGAGAAGUGCUAGUGACUCUCGGUGAAGGAUCCGUGUUCGGAGAAAUCAGCUUACUUGGCAUCGAAGGCUUGAGGAAGCGAACCGCUACUGUAAGGUCGGUUGGAUAUUCGAGCCUUUUCGCACUAUCGCGAAACGAUCUUAACGCUGCUCUUAAACACCACAAAGAGGCCGAAAACAUAUUGCGUCUACGAGCUGAUCAGAUCAUUCGCGAAAACGCUGAAAGGCAGGUCAAACAGAAGUUGGAGAGGGAAAGGAGUAGGAAAUAUAAAGAGGAGUCCACUGUCAGGAGGAGAAAGAGUGCAGCCAGCGGAGAUAGUAAAAGUACUGCGGAGGAAAGGAAACAUCGAUCGGCGAGCUCUCAGUCCAGGAGAAGGUUGUCUGCUGUCUCAGAAAAUAGACCAUGUCCUUCGAUCAGAUCCGGUGGCAAGUCUCCGGCACUCUCUACCGAAGAUGUACCGUACCCUUCUACGCGAACGGGUCAAGUACUGAUUUAAGUACUUCUAUAUCGUACCAAAGACUUUAUUUACCUACUAUUGUAAA
Molecule: messenger RNA, 2123 nt
Organism: Pararge aegeria (speckled wood butterfly)
Lineage: Eukaryota; Metazoa; Arthropoda; Insecta; Lepidoptera; Nymphalidae
Gene: CngB
Product: cyclic nucleotide-gated cation channel beta-3-like
Exons: 14
Coding region: 101-2077 (658 amino acids)
Biological process (GO): monoatomic cation transmembrane transport
Cellular component (GO): intracellular cyclic nucleotide activated cation channel complex; plasma membrane
Molecular function (GO): protein-containing complex binding; intracellularly cAMP-activated cation channel activity; intracellularly cGMP-activated cation channel activity
Source: RefSeq, a predicted model, not a curated record